AUGGCCCCCGUCUGGCUACAACCCUACCUCGAUCAUUUGCCUCAGAAGAGCGCACCCAAGCUCUAUGCUUGGAGCCUGUUCAACUUGGAACAAAAUAACUCAGUCUCGAGCCCCUCGGCCAGUCGGUUAGAAGGAUCAAUAUCUCAUCAACAACAUCGCAACCGCCAACAGCGUAUCUACGUUCUUGGCGUUGGAAAUUUAGGAAUUCUCUUUGCCAGCUCGCUUGCGUCUCUACCUAAUCCACCACCGAUAACUCUCGUCUUUCACCGCAAAGAGCUUCUGCUGUUAUGGGGACAACAACCAGGUAUCGAGAUCACUCGGGGAGACUCUACGCAAAAGUAUUUGGAUUUCGAUGUUGAGCUAUGGUCCGAAGAAGAACCGAUCUUAGGUCCAACAAGAGAGGUUGCGGAUGGACAAGAGAUUUCCAACCUGAUUGUAACGACCAAGGCAUCCCAAGCUCUUCCGCAGGUCGAUCGAGCACGUCGCUAUCUCAAUGACCGUUCCACGGUUGCUUUCGCUCAAAACGGCAUGUGCAAACUUUGGCCACCUCACGGCGACUCCUACAUGGCAUCGCGGUAUGCAGAUGCUUCUGCUCCUCAUCCCAACUGGCUGGCUUGUGUAACAACCCACGGAGUAUCUUCGUUGGGCCAGUUCAGGAGUCUACAUGCCUCCAAGGCAGACCUCAAGGUUGGGCUUGUUUUUCCAAAUAAUUCUGGCAACAACGGCGCUUACCUGUCGAAUAUACUCGCCGAAUCACCUCACCUAAACGGCCAUAUCGUAGCACGCAACGAGCUAUGGGUACUGCAGCUGGAGAAACUCGUGGUCAACUCUGUCAUCAACCCACUAACCGCCAUCCUUCGCUGCAAAAAUGGCGAUCUGUUCACGAAACAGGAAGGCCCCCUUGCGAGCAUCAUCAAUUCUCUGUUGAUGGAAGCCAGCAAUGUUCUUCAAGCCCUGAUCAAGGACCGAAGCACCGAAUCUAUUCUACAAACAGUCCCUGGAAUGCCAGUGGCAGCGGAGAACGAGAUGAUCCGCAAGUGCGGUCCUCAACGUGGCGAUCUCCUGGACCGCUUUUCCUACAACAAGCUCAAGGAGAUGCUUUACAGUGUUGGAUACAAGGUCCGAGAAAAUACGAGCUCUAUGCUCCAAGACGUUCGUGCUGGGAAACCAACGGAAGUCAACGAGUUCAACGGAUGGCUAGUUGAGAUGGCUGCCUAUCUCGAGUGUGGGAUUAGCGUUGUCCAUCACAAGAAUCUCGUCCGUCUUGUGGAAAAUGGCACGGUGUUGGACGAAGAGUCUCUCGGCAAGCACUUCACCAAUUUUGGAGACGACCAUUAAGGUAGACUUGCCAGUGCCUGAAUCCAGGAUUCACACCGCUUCAUGGCUUGGCCCAGGUCACAAUACAGCAGAACACUGACGAGUCGCUGAGCAAGACGCGAUGGCACGCUUGCAUUCCCCAGAAUGCCGUCGAUCUUAGUCCAACACUUUACGGGAUCGACCGCGAUGAUACUGGAAAUAUUAACCGUCCAGGGUACAACCCUCUUGAUGCUCGUGCACUUCGUUCAGUCACUCGACUGCUCGCAAACUAGACGACACCGGCAUACAGUCCAACUGCCUACUGAAUCAAAUGGAAUCAACGGCAGAGAUCCAGCAUGAUCAUGUCGUAGAAGCUACGGGGCAACCUUGUUUCGAAAACUCCGUCCAAAGGUACCGAACAUCGGCGGGCGACCUCAUUCGUCCGGCAACCACGCUCUUCGAGAAGCCACUGGCUAUACUCGCGGUAUGCCAACGUGGCCCAGUCUCCUGCAAAGGUGACUCGUGUGCCCUUUUACAAGGCAAUCCCUGAGCCUGUUAGUAUGGUUUGGUGUGCAGUUGCACUCGAGGUGGUCUACUUCAUUUGCCACGUUCGCUUGCUUGCCGCCCCUUAAGAGACCACAUUAUAGCC
Colletotrichum scovillei is the source of this 1945-nucleotide messenger RNA. RefSeq lists its product as uncharacterized. Bases 1 to 1338 code for a protein of 445 amino acids. Gene Ontology annotation, molecular function: NADP binding; 2-dehydropantoate 2-reductase activity. Lineage: Eukaryota; Fungi; Ascomycota; Sordariomycetes; Glomerellales; Glomerellaceae. Gene Ontology annotation, cellular component: mitochondrion; cytoplasm. The transcript has a single exon. The record is from RefSeq and is a predicted model, not a curated record.